Schistocerca cancellata (South American locust) is the source of this 1326-nucleotide messenger RNA. Its product is annotated as autophagy-related protein 101-like. Gene Ontology annotation, cellular component: phagophore assembly site. The coding region runs from base 533 to 1189 and encodes 218 amino acids. Gene Ontology annotation, biological process: autophagosome assembly; autophagy. The record is from RefSeq and is a predicted model, not a curated record. The transcript has a single exon. Lineage: Eukaryota; Metazoa; Arthropoda; Insecta; Orthoptera; Acrididae.
UCGAAUGUUUUAUGAUUAAGUAUGGACUCGGUUUAAGCGUGAAGACUUUAGGAAGUUGUGUUACAAUCAUUGAAAACGCGUAUUAUGUGGAUAUCGUCGGAUUAUACGCCUCUGUUCUUGUGACUCGCUGCUGCUCAAAGAGUAUGGGUGUAACUAAAUAUGAGGUCACUCGCGUGUUACAUCACGUACCUCGUAACUAGACUGUGUACAGGUCUUUGAGUCGAGAUAUCGUUUGUACACAGUUUUAUACCAGCGGAACGGUUCUGUCGCAGUUUGUUCUGAAGACGCGUGCUACCGUAUGUUCGUAGUGUUGGAAAUGCUUUUUCUUGCCCGAAUGCGUUAGUUCAUUGGUUUGCCAAUGUGUUCGCAAUGGAUGACGGUGUGUUUUGCGUGUUUACAUUGUGAAGGUGUAGGUUCCUUUUCCUCGUCGUAAAGUUAACCGUAUGUGACUAAUAAAAUUGCAGAAAGUGAUAUUUGAACUAAUAAAUUAUUUCGCAUAUUCCUCCGCCAUACAGCUAACAAAUCUGAAAUUAUGAACGCCAGGUCUCAGACACUAGAACUGACUGUAGAACCCAGGCAGGUAAAGGAAGCUGUAGCUAGUUUAUUUCAUACAGUUCUUUUUCACCGAACAGUGGGAAAGUUUGAAUUCAUUCCUGAAACACCACGCUAUACAGUUGGAACUAUUGGAUUCUGUGAUGUGGAUUGUGAUUUUAUAGAUCUUACCUAUGUUUGUUGUGAUUCCGAGGAUUUAGAUCGCAAUUUGAAGAAAGAAAUUUCGGCGUUUUCGGACUCCCUACAUAGGAGUGCACAGCAGACCACUGGGCAAAUAUCAUUGGAGUUUUUCCAGCGGAAGAAAAACAGGUGGCCAUUUCCUAUUGAAAGUACUUGGGAAGUGUGGACGGUACGUGUGGAAAUUAUCAGGUUGAACAGUGAAUACGAAAGAGAACUAUCAAGAGAGAAAGUUGGUGAUAUGUUGACCGAAAAAAUACUCUAUAUUGUCGAAGUUAUGAAUAGAAACUCAUAUAUUCCAGAAUUUCCUGUUGAGGCAGAAGUGGAUCUUGUUUUUGAUACAACGUAUGAGGGGAUCCAACCAUACUUAUUUAAGUUAUCACAUACAUUAGCAGGUCCCCCGAACAAUACUGUUGGUUUAACAAUGAAGAAACUGUGGAAAGAAACUCUUACCUAUUGAAUUUUUGUAUAUUAGGUAUUUUUAUUCAGAUCGAUUUUAGUAAACUUCUGUGGCACUACUGAAAUAUCACUUUUGUAUAAACACUUUUAUUUGUUACACAUUUAGUAUGUUUGUAUAAAACUUGUGGACUUUUUGCU